GUGGUUUUUCUUCUCAGAAGCAGAUGUGGGUUAUACUACCGAUGGCAUCACAGUGAAACUGUUAGGGGGACAUGCAGGGACACAUGGCUGCCUAGGAUAGCUGUAAGCCAUUACCAUCCUCCUGGGCAAAACCGACAGGUACAUUCAGUAGCUGAAAGGAAACCUGGGAAUGCUUCAGAUCAUGCAUUCAGUAACAGAAGGAUGGAAUCUUAUCAACCAGAUCCUGAAGAACUAACAGGUGACCACCCAUCAGACUUUCUUGCAUCUAGGCUGGAGUUAGCCCAAAUAUAUUACUUGGGGUGGAUAAUGAACACCACUUAUAAGUGCCAUGAUGAUCACACCCUGGAUAAGUAUUUGUUUCCAUUUGUGUACAGCAUUGUGAUGAUGAUCAGUAUUCCCAUCAACUGCAUAUCCCUGUGUGUAUCUUGCAUUCAGGUGAGGAAGAAGAAUGAGUUAGCAGUCUACCUCUUCAGCCUAUCCCUGGCUGACAUUUUGUACUCUUUGAUUCUGCCUCUGUGGAUUGAAUAUGCCUGGAAUGGAGAUAACUGGAUGCACUCUGCCUUGCUUUGUCAGAUUUCUGCCUUCCUUAUGUAUAUGAAUUUCUACACCAGCACUGCAUUCCUUGCUUGCAUCUCUGUUGACAGGUACUUGGCAUUAGUUCACCCCUUGAAGCUCCAGCACUUGCGCACAAGACGAUUUUCAUUGAUUGUCAGCAUAAGUGUUUGGCUUCUGGAAAGCAUCUUUAAUUCAGUCAUAUUGGUGAAGAAAGAAGUAUUCAAUGAUCCUUGCAAUUUCACUAAUCACACACUAUGCUAUGAUAAAUACCCCUUGGAAUGGUGGCAGGCACGGAUAAAUUUAUUCCGGAUAUGCUCUGGGUAUCUAGUCCCUUUGAUAAUCAUUGUGUUUUGCUACCAUAAAAUCUACCAAGUAGUGAGGUGUAAUCAAGCCACAGUAGAUGAAGAAAAGAAAAAAGUGAGGAAACUUAUUCUGAAUAUCACAGUUACUUUCAUUGUUUGCUUCACUCCUUAUCACAUUGUAUUGCUUAUUCGGAGCAUCAAAGAACCUUACACCGCUGACCCACAGCUUUUACUGUAUAAGGUUUAUAGAAUCACACAGGCCUUAACAAGUUUGAAUUGCAUUGCUGAUCCCAUUCUUUACUGCUUUGUGAGUGAAACUGCACGAACAGACAUACUGAAUUUGCUCAGGUGUUGCUUCUGCCUACAAAAGCACGAGAGAGACCAAGCAAAAGACCACGCUCUGUGCAGUUCUGCUACAAAGAGCAGUGCGCUGAUCACCUACAGAACUUCCUGUGAAAUGGAAACUGUCAAAAAGGCCUGAGCAAGCACAUUCAAAGCAAAACUGGAUAACCUAAAGAGGAAAGAAAUAAAUGUUCUUCCCUAGUCUGUAUCUAGGAAAUACCCCAAAGGACAUAGAUAAUAAUCUAAGUGAAACCAGUAGCUGGUGCUAAUAAGAACUUAUUAUAGUGGUAAUUAAAUUGAUGGAGCAUCAACAUGUAUCUUUAAAUCACACAUGGUAAAUAAAUCAAUGUCAACUAAUACACAGUCAAGAAAGAUGACAAUGGCACAGUGACAAAAUUACUAAGGACCCCCCACAGAACGACGCUAGCUAGCCCAUGUGCUGAGCCUACAUGUACUUGGCUGGAGGACAGCUGAAGUCUUCUUACCUAGUCAUUUCUUUUCCAGUGUUAGAAGAAACCAAAAAUGUAGCUGGGAAGAGGCCCUGAAAGGGAUUUUUUUUAAAUUUUUUUUUUAAAUCAGUAUUGUGUUAGAAGUGAAAAAAUCACGCACACACGUGGAGAUCAGCUGAUUGACAAAGGAGCAGACAGAGGGAGAAUGGUAAAUCUCUCAAAUUUUGUGAUGUAAUUUAUGCUGCUAUGAUGGUUCCUGUUUUUCAGUAAAGACUCAAGUUCUCCUUCAGCAUACCCUGAGAUUAGCCACUUCUUAAAAUUGUUUACCUCAUGUGAGCAAGUAAUUACCUGCUCUUAAGCUUUUCAGCUGUUUUUUUUCUUUGGAAAAUAUAUGUUCUAUAUAUAGGUAUAUGUCAUGCAGUUUCAUUACAAUAUCAGUAUUGGGUUUCAGAUAAUUAAAGAUUCAAUACUUUGGUUUGAGAUGAAGAUUCAUUAUUGCAAGUGCCUAUAAAGAAUGAAAUUCUAGCUGCAGAUGGUUUAACUCAGAUGAAAUUUUUCCUGAUAUAUGCAGGAUGGAAUGGGAAGGAUUGAAAGCUGAGGUUUCGUGUCUCCACAAUGUAAAGGCCUUUAGCCUUACUUAUUAUGACUCAAAUCUGGAGUGUGGUUACAUUCGCAGAGUCAAUAGAGCAAGAAGGUUUAUACCCAUUUACUUAACUGCACCUGGAGGACUCACCUAGAGGUUCCAGGACAAUCAGUCUGAAAAAAAUCAAACAACAAACUGACAAGAACAUUAAUAUAUGAACAAACAAUAAGAAUAACAGCAGAAGAACCUACAUUUUUAAAUGGUUGAAGAUAGCACAAAUCAAAAGUACAGCUGUGAAUUCAAGGACUUGUUUCUGUGCAGGUCCCUCCAAUCCCUGGUUUCUGUGGGCACUUAACCCUCUGAAAAGAGUUAAAACACCAUGGAAAGACAUUUUUUUUUCUGUCCUCUCACAGCCUUUUCUCUUUUGUUCAGUUGCCAGGAAGAAUGUUUAGUUAUAAUGGUUGUCCAGUUUCAUAUGGGAAAAAAAUUUUCUUUCCAUCAAAAGAAUCCCCCUCUAGGAAGUCUGUGUAGUGGAAGGAUUUUGACCAGCGCUUUUUCAGCACAAUUCUAGCUCUGAUAUUAUACUUGGAGGAUGAGCAUUCAGUGGUCACAAGCAAUAUAAAAAUUCUUGUAAGAAGAUCCCUCUGUAUGUAAAUUACAAAUUUCUCCCUUACAAAGAGCCACUUUCACUGUUUUCAUGAGUUCCUUUCUGUGUCUGUGUAUACUUUUGAUUAAUUUCACAUUCUGAGAGGGAAAUUUGAGAGGCUGAGAAGGCGGGGCUUGUUCCGCCUGGAUAAGAGAAGCUUUGGGGCACCUAAUGGCAGCCUUGCAAUAUCUGCAAGGAGGGUAUUGAGAAGAUGGACCCAAGCUCUUCACAAGAGUGCAUUGCAGGAAGACAAGAAAUCAUGUGCAUAACUUGAAUCAAAACGGGCUAGAGUUGAUAUAAGAAAAAACUUUUGAAUUAUGAGGACUGCCAAUCAGUGGAACUGGUUGCAUCAAGAAGUUCUACAUGCCUCAUCCUGGUGGGUUUUCAAGAUGCAACUGAACAAAGCCCUGAGCAACCUCGUCUGGUCUCAUAGCUGACUUUCCUUUUGGGCAGAAGGUUGGACUAGAGAAUUCCUGAGGUCCCUUCUGAACAAAAUUGUCCUGACAACCUAUGAACUGUGUAUGUUACAUUGUUGGCUGUUGCCUUCCUCUCUAAAAAAGUAUGUUCCUUCCUCCUCUUUGUUUCCAUUUGCUGGAUUUUGGUUUGGUUUGAUACAGAGAUAUUUUUCUGUAGUACAGUCUUAUGUAUUAUGAAGGAAAAUGUAUGCAAGCUUCUGUGCGAGUUACUUCACCACAUAUUGUUCCUGUGCUGACCUAUGUAUUUUGCAACAGAGUGUGAAGUUUCACUGCAGCACUGGACUAAAAGCAGAACUGAGCUUCACUGUGACUUCAUGAAAAAAAAUAACUCCAUGUUUCUUUUCUAGACUUUUUACAUGCCAGAAAGGUUGGAAAGUUAAUUCUAUUGAGUUUUUUAAUUUAUUUCAAAUAAAGAAUAAUGAAAACUAAAACUAGCAACAAAACUGGGUCAAAUUUAACUUGUGUCAGGGAUUAAUGGGAGUUGCCUCCUCUGCAAGGGACAAGGAGCCAGGAGCUGAGGGUGACAGUCAGGCAGAUUGGACAACAUUCUCAUCAAGAAGCCACACAGUCCCAUAGCAUGCCAGCAAGGCACACAGAGUAGGUAGGGUGAUGGUAACUAGCACUGGCCAACAGCUCUGUGAUUACCAGACAAAUUCAUAGUGACGAGGCACAUCUGAGGUUAAUCCAGAAAGUCAAGUUAGGAAGGCAAGGUCAAGAUCAACAAGAUAGGAGGCUGGGCAUGGCUGCACCAUAUCAGCACUGGCCUCCGCACAGAGUGCCAAAUCCCAAGGAGGCAGGAAAAGAGAGAACAGACUGUUGGUAAAUUUAGAUCCCUGACCCUGUGCAAAGAGCUUAAUUUCCACAAAAAUUGGCCCUGAAAUUUUAUACUUUUUAAUAUGCCACCAAUGCUUGUGAAAGUGAUAGCUUGGACCAGCUUAUCUUGGUAUGUGUGAACACUUUUUGUAACAUCAUUUUCUAUAGUACCUCCCUGUAUUGCUCAAGAUUCACUUCAAGAUAAAGGAAAACAAUGACGGUGGCUGGCCCUUAGGCUGAGCUUGACAAAGAAGCUCACAAAAAUUCAGUUCCUAUCACUUUAUAAUAAAAAUGUAGAUACUUACUCCCUUAGACUGUUCUGAAAUGCUCAGUCUGUGUGCCCAAAUCACAGCCCUCUGGAGAAAUGAGGAAACUUUUCAAUGUAGAGACUACAGUGUCCUGUACUUCAAUCAUUUGUGUAUUUACCUCAUUAUUCUUGCAUAGCUAAAAAUUUAUGAUUUUAUCAUUCUCUCUCCAAGUUUGUACCAGCUGGACCAAAUUUAUCAUAUGAAAGUGAACAUCUACGUUCUUUUCAAAAGCGUAGUGUUACAGGAGAGGUACUUUUCACUAUGCAAAUAUGGCAUAGUGAAAAUUAAAUGUCUUCAUCCAGACUCCAAUCCAUGUUGUGUAUUAUUGUUAUUGAGUAUUUCACUUAGAAUUCUUGAUGGCUCUGCAAGCAAAAAACAAGUGCAAAUUCACAGGAGCUCUUCUCAAAGCAAGGUCAUUCCUUACAGAAAAGAAUUUAUAAAAUCCAAACGUCUGAUUAUUGGCAAGAAGAAAUGCAUGCAUUCAAAUUCCAUUUUCCUCAUAGACAAUGCCUAACAGCAUUAAUGCAUGGCCUCAGUUCAUCACCUUAGUUCCUGUCUCAUUUCCCAAUCUAUACAAUAAGUAUAUGGAUAAUUAGAAGGGCUGUGAUGGUAAUUUGGUUAAUAUCCACAGGGUAUGAAGUGUCAGGUCCAAACGAUAUUGUUGUCAGCAUAACAAUAGCAGAGGUGCAUUUAUAUGUCAAUAAUCCACUUAAAGCAGAAUCCAUCUGCCAAAAGUCCAACAAAGCUACAGCUAAGCUUCGUAAGUUGGGAGCUUUUCAGUGAACUGUGGUGACCUACCUGGUGGAAUUUCAGGCUUCAUUUAAUCUGUUUUUCCUAGAAACUUAGCCGCAACUGGCAUCACCACAAGAUGAUGAUACAGUUCAUCAUUCUUCUUUGAUGUAGCUACAUAUCACCUUCACUUCGUUAAUGUCAGUGGGGUCAGCCCUGACUCACAUGCUUGUAGGCUAACAACUAACUGCCUAGCCUUUGGGGGUUUUUGAGUCUCUAACAUGUCUAACUUCAGAGCCUCUGAGAAAGAUUAAGGGAAGUGUGAAUUUGAGUUCUAUGAUUAACAUAUUCCACUUCCUGUUGCCGUUCACAGAGAAUGACACUACUAAGAUUAUUCUGAUUAGUCUAGUGACAAUCUUCGUUGACUUCACUCUUAAUUUAAUGCCAGUAAAGAAGGGAGCAUUGGGUCAUUGUUUAGCCACGUGCCACUUUCCAUAUUAAUUAUCAGUUUCAUGAGUGUCAUUCUUGGUCUAGUUCUCUAUUUUCUAAGGUGAUAAAGGAGUAAACUGUUAAUUUGCUCCCUGCCUCCGCACAGUAUAGAGAGAGAACAUGGGUGGGAGGAUCGGGGUGCAUGGAACCAGCACAACCACAAUGGUGGAUGAAUUGCUUGCAAGAACAAGGCUGCAGGGAAAGAAAGAAAAGCAUGGCUCUGAGCUCAGCAGGAGCCAGGGGCAGCUGCUGCACCCACAGGCCAGGGCUGCCAGUUGCCAGGAUUUUCCUUCUGUGUGACAGUAGCUCCUCAUGAUCCUCAAGUCCUGCAGGAUGGCAACUUGCCCCUGCCUAAGGCUGCCUGCUGCACCACACCUGCAAGGUCCCCAACAGCACUGAUCCAAGGGAGCUUCUGGUAAGUGAUGCUCUAGCGCUGAUAAGGAGAAAGAAAGUGGAAUCCUUUGUGUUUUAUUUUAUUGCUGCACCAUAAUGGCUGCAUUGCUGAAAAAUUGCUAGCCUCAGCUGACACAGGGAGUUGUUGGUUGCUCAACUGAGAAUUAAAACUAACCAAGCUAUUCACCUAAAUCUUGUAAUAACCUAGAAAGACAUAAAGCCUAUUCUGAACUCAAAUUAACUUUGAGUAUUUUGGUGAUGGGUAUGCAGACUUCCAGCUUCUUUAAAUGGAGUGUGAGAGAAAUUUAAAUAAAUAAAAGAAAAGAUGAUAUCUCACAAGAGCUGAGCUAGCUCUCGUAGCAACUACUUGGCUAAAGAUUCAAUAGCAAGAACAAAAGAUUAUUUUCUUUUCCAUUAAUUGUUUUCCUGGUAUAGUCAAGGUCUGCUACUGAAUGAACAAUUGAGGUGUUGAAAGAUUGGAAAGAAGCACACCUAGAUACUGUACUAGUAUUCAGUCACAAAAAUAUGCAUAUAAACAUCACAUUUAGUUUAGUUUUAUCUUAUUACAUGUGAAGGUAAAGACAAUAGGGGUGCAGCUCAUGCCUUGUCACAGUUUUCUCUGUGGCUCUUCAGAUAUUCUAGGUGUCACACACAGCCUUUCAGACAAGACACUAAAGUUCACUUAUCAUAAUCAAUGACUUUCAUAAGCUUUUCCCAAGAGCUUGUCUUGCUGUCCCAAAAUUUGUGGUAUAUUCCACCCUAGGUGAAACUUUACUUUGAUUUCUUGCAGAACCUUGUCCUUACCUGUCAUUUCUCACUGUUUGAAACCUUCCUCCCUUUUAACAAUAGAUAUGCAAAAUAAUGGCUGUGUUUCUGAUUCUGUGUGAAGAACUACACCCAGGAACAAUCUUGCUUCAAAUUUCUAGCGUUUUAGCACAGAAUUUAUUUGUGUCUUGGCCCCAGACCUAUCCCAGGGAUAUAUUGAGCUAUUGGAAAAAUUGUCAGCUCAGUUCCCUUCUUUAGCGGAUGUCAUGGCAAGUACUAAAUCCAGAAAGCUACAGACUAAAGGACAGGUCCAUAGAUUGUCUUCUGUUUCACCUAUUUCGUUAUAUGCAUGAGGAAAUGCUGUGAGACAGACGCAGUUCAUCCUGGAAGUGCAGGUUGCGCAGUUACCCUUAGGUUCAUAUCCUUAAAUGAAAUGAACUGAUCAGGCUGAGAAGGCACAACCAACAAAAUUGUCUCGUCUGAGGAAGUUGCAGAGAUUAUUGGCUCCACUUCAAUGGAUGCAAAGACAACUCCAGUGAAAAUGCAUCCUACCCUUGUAUUCACUUGAACAGACUACUUCUAGAUUCCAGAUGGAAAACUGAGCCAAAGCAGUACAGCACCCACAUCAGACCACUCUCCUGGCUCCAUGGCUCUUGCAGCAUUCUCUGCUUUAGCUUUCCACAGUCCAGCCAGACACACAACAAAUGAUUACUGGUAUGAGAGUGGGUAGUCAAUAGCCUCAAGACACAGCUCUUCCCCAUUGUUUUCCUCUCCAUCUCUUGACACCCUACUAGUAUCCUAGUCUGAGGCACGUGUCUCACAUCUGAGAUCUCUAGGCUUUCACAAAGAGGGUUAACUAAUGGCAACUCAUCUACUGAGGUAUCUUUUCACCUAAGAAGACCAAAGAACUCCUGAAUGGGAAAGAAAGUAAAAAGAGGGCAAGAGGAACUUCAAUUAUGCCAAAUAUCUGUGAAGCGAUUGCUAAGAUUCAUUUUAUUCUGAGGAUGAAGGAAUAAACACUAGGCUUCACCCAUCUUCUUUGCUUAUCCUCAUGGACUGCAACACAAUCACCAGUAAACUAAAGUUUCUGAUUCUUAUUAGAAUGCAGCACAUCAGAAAAAUCCAGAAGACUGUCAAUGACUGCUGAUAUAUUCAUGGUAACCCCAUGCAGGCAGAAGUGAGCUCUUUUUCCUGUCAUACAGAGAACAAGCAUGUCACUCACUGGCAGCUCAGUUAGCGUGUGAGACCCUACUACAGGUUCUGUGUAGGGUAACAGGUCUAAAAAAAAGCUUCAUACUGAGAUGUCCUACAGGGAAACAAUACUGCAUUCACACUUGUUACAGAGUUACUGCCAGAAAUGUGUGACAUACAGGAUGGAAUUACUUGGACACCUGUUUUGACAUGACCAGUGCCAGUCUUCCUUCCCCAUCUGUAUGGCUGUUGGUGCCCAAUGCAAUGUUUCCGUCCAGUUCACGUAUUGCUAUAGGACCUCAUACUAUAGCAGAAGUAGUAAGAUACUGUUGGAAGAGAUGGUGAGCAAGAAAUGGCCACAAGUGUUGUUAAGCCUCUGGAGCAGGAGUACAGACAUUUAAUAUCCAGCAAGCCAUGGGCCUGAGAAGAGUAAACAUCACUGGCAGAAACAAGAAGGCAUGAAAACAAUUACAGUGGUCACAAGGAGUUUGGAAUGAGAAAAACGUACCAUGGAAAUUUUUAUGAGGGACUUGUGGGAGUGGUGUUGAUAUUUUUAGUAAGACAUAAA
This is a messenger RNA of Cuculus canorus (common cuckoo), 8609 nucleotides long. RefSeq names its product G protein-coupled receptor 65 (gene GPR65). Gene Ontology annotation, biological process: G protein-coupled receptor signaling pathway. Gene Ontology annotation, molecular function: G protein-coupled receptor activity. Gene Ontology annotation, cellular component: membrane. The record is from RefSeq and is a predicted model, not a curated record. The transcript has 3 exons. Bases 202 to 1338 code for a protein of 378 amino acids. NCBI's taxonomy places the organism in Eukaryota, Metazoa, Chordata, Aves, Cuculiformes, Cuculidae.